This is a messenger RNA of Paramuricea clavata, 183 nucleotides long. Lineage: Eukaryota; Metazoa; Cnidaria; Anthozoa; Malacalcyonacea; Plexauridae. The record is from the annotation of a GenBank genome assembly.
GCAUUCGUGAUGACCACGUCCGAGAACAUUCAUUGUCGCUAAACGAUUUCACGUUGCAGAAAGUGGUCGACACUAUCAAAGGCGUGGAACAAACACAACAACAAGUCAAACACGCUAAGGAGAACACAACAAAUUUUGUAAACACGCUAAGGAGAACACAACAGGAAGACGUCGGGAUUGAAA